Messenger RNA from Acanthopagrus latus (yellowfin seabream), 7039 nucleotides. It is a transcript of the gene cep170ab, whose product is annotated as centrosomal protein 170Ab. The transcript is spliced from 19 exons. Gene Ontology annotation, cellular component: centriole. The coding region runs from base 250 to 4425 and encodes 1391 amino acids. Gene Ontology annotation, molecular function: protein binding. Lineage: Eukaryota; Metazoa; Chordata; Actinopteri; Spariformes; Sparidae. The record is from RefSeq and is a predicted model, not a curated record.
CGCACUCUCAUGACCCACUCACGGUUCGCUGUCGCCUCACUGUUACAUAACCCGGUGCGCUCUCCCUCAGCCAGCCCACAGCGCCACCGCGGGGUGAAGACGCGGUGAUGUCAGAGGAGCAGGGCUGGGCAGCGGGCUUGCAGGAGCAGCGGCUCCGCUCAUAAUCCUCCUCCACACAUCGGAUGCUGACCGUCCGCAGAUCACCUGCAGGAUGCGUUAAGGGUCAAAGGUGAGCUCCCCGAGGCCGAGAUGAGUCUGACUUCCUGGUUCCUGGUGAGCGGCGGGGGGACGCGCCACCGCCUCCCCAGGGAGAUGAUUUUCGUGGGGAGGGACGACUGCGAGCUCAUGCUGCAGUCCCGCAGUGUGGACAAACAGCACGCUGUCAUCAACUACGAGCCGAACGCAGACGAGCAUAAAGUCAAGGACCUGGGCAGCCUGAACGGGACUUUUGUCAAUGACGUCAGGAUACAGGAGCAAAUCUAUGUAACACUGAAGAUUGACGACAAACUGAGGUUUGGAUAUGAUACCAACCUGUUCACCGUCGUCCGAGGAGAGCUGCAUAUUCCGGAGGAGGCCCUCAAGCAUGAGAAGUUCAGCAGCCAGCUUCAGCUGAACCAGAAGAAACCUCCAGAGGGGGAGGCGUCUAGGUCUGAGGUGAAACCCUCUGUAGCGGCGGCAGCAUCAGUGAGCGAGGGGGCCGCCGCCAAGCCCCCCGAAACCGGCAGGGCGGAGGACAAGAUGUCAGGGGACAUAGCAGUGUUGCACAGAGGCACGCCCCUCUAUGGCCAGCCUGCCUGGUGGGGAGAUGGAGACAGUGGCGACCAUCAAGCUGGGAGGCCUGAGGACAAGAGUUCAGAUCGGAGGAGAGAAAAAGCUGAAACAGAAACCAAGAAAAGUACAGAGGCCCCGAAGUCUGCCCCACAAGCCAAUCAGGAGCCUAGCUACUUUGAGAUCCCGACCAAGGACACUCCCUCAGCAGGUAAAGCGAGUGGUGAAGCCCCCUCACGAGAACAAGAGGGUGGUGCAGAGCCCGCCCAUGGCCACGCCUCCUUCACCAUUGAAUUUGACCCUGGGGCCACAGGUAAAGUGACUGUCAAAGAUCGGGUGGCGAAGGUGGGGCCGGAGACCAGGCCUCGUCCUAAAAGGGCUGUCGGGGAGGAGCUGAGUCCACUUCAGACAGCCAUGGUGGCUGCAGAGGUCAAAGUUGCCGACUGGCUGGCUCAGAAUGAGCUGCCGCUGGCUCUGAAAGACACGGUUGCAGAGGAGGACGGGGAAAGUGUGAAGAGUGAUGUGCCUGUACAGCUUAAAAGUCUCAAAGACAGUAAACAUGAGGACGGUACACAGAGCGACUCAGAGAACGCACUUGGAGAGCAGCGCAGGGCUGCGGCAAUGGAUGAGCGCUCGUGGGGGCUUUGGGGCGGUCCAGGGAUGAAGAUCAGAGAGGGUCGGGCUAACGUACCAGAGGGGCUCUUUGCAGAGGAGGACAGCCCCGCUCGGCGUCGCAAGUCUUCGACUUCCAAAGUGGUAGGUGGAUUUGUGGAGAGGCGACGUGGCUCGGCACCACAUCAGCAGAGUGGCCGUGAUGAGUGCUAUCACCAUGGGGAUGAUUAUAGUGACAGAGGGACGUAUACCAUUGAACUGGAGAAUGGAGAUCAUGAAGAGGAAGAGGCUAGGAAAAUGAUUGACAAGGUGUUUGGUGUGGAUGAGCAGGAGGCUGUGUGUGUGUCCAGGUUGCGGGCUGGUGACCAAAGAGAGAGGCUCACCUCCCAGAGGUCUGACACUGUGGACAGAGGGAAGCCUGAACGCAUGGAGACAGAGGUUCUGCCUGAGGAGCUGGUGGUGGGUGGUCCUCGCUGGGUGUCGCAGUGGGCCACUCUGGCUGCAAGUCACAUAAGGACGGACCCUGAGGGUUCAGGAGGGGAGAGUCACAUCAUGGUCACAGAGGACAGAGCUGAAAUAAGUGAGUCCAGCCACUCGGCAUCUUUUGCCUCGUCUGGCUACACCGAGCGUAAGAGAAGAACCUUGCCCCAGCUGCCCGGCGAGGAGCUUGUCCUCGGAAGAAGGACCCCAGGCUCAGGCCUGCGUGUUGAUAUGGGAGAGAAACAGGACACAGAGCUGCAGGAGAAGGAGAACCAGGAGCAGAAGAUGGCUAGGGGAAAGAAUCGGCCUGCUCACGGCACUGGUGGCUUAGGCAGUCAUGGUGGUAGCCCCAGUCGCUCUUCACCAGCCAAGUCGCAAGACAGUGGUGGUGGUAGAUCAGACAAGUCAGGUGUGUUGGCCAAGCUCCCACCUCGUCCACUGACCAGCGGGGAGAAAAGAAUGGAGGAGUCACGGAGGAGGAAAAAGGAAGAGGAGAAGGCCAGGGAAAGUAGUGGGAAACCUUUGUUGAGGCAGGAAAGUUUUACUGUGGAGAAACCAAGCGCCAACGUGCCCAUUGAGCUCAUACCUCGUAUCGAUGGGCUGACACAAAGCAAAAGUAAGGAGACUGGCAUUGACAGUGCCACAAUUCAGAAAGACUCAGAGGCUGUGGCAGCCUUUCUAGAGACGACCGUGUCAGACCAAGGUGAUCCACCAAGUCAGUCCAUUGAAGGCUCCAUGUCACCAGAGUCCGACGUGGACACGACUAGCACAGUAAGCCAGGCUGAUGGAGCGAGAAAAGUGGUUCAGAAGCGCCGGACUCUUGCCGCACAGCAGAAGGAGAGAACCAUAGUGUGCUCAUCCAGCAAAAGCAUCUCUGGGGCCCGAGAGACCCAGGACAGGAGGGUCAAGACUAGGGCAUCUGGUCCUAACCCACAGCCCAGCCGCCCCUGGACUUCCCUGGACCUCACUGACGAUGACGUCAACUCCAACUCACUCCUCUCCGACUCCCAGCCCACUUCAACACAGGAAUCUAGAAGCUCACAUGCCAGAGCCCAGACUGGGAGCACAACAGUGGGUGCGAGCACCAAGUCAAGUCGGGCUAAAGUCACUCAGGCUUCGGCCUCUUCUGCAACCAAUAAAACUGCCAAUGUACCCAAGCCCCGCCCCACCAGGGCUUCCCUGCUGAGGCGAGCCCGACUUGGGGACUCAUCAGACACUGAACCUGCUGAUCUUGACCGGAUGUCAGUAGCCUCUGAGGCCUCCACUACAAGUUCUACAUCCAGGACAGGGAUGGCAAGAAGGGGAAUGUCCAGGAUAGAGGCUCUUGCACAGCCAAGGAGGCCGAGGGUGGGUUCCCCGUCAGCCCAGAGUGACUCAGAGGCCACUGUGACGCGGAAUAGAGGGCUUGGGGCUCGGAGUGCUGCGGGUGAUUAUGCCAUCAGACAAGGACUGAGAGGGUCAAAUUUUACCGCCGUGUCUGGACCCAGAGCGAGGGCUAACAGCGCCUCCAAGCUGCCGGACAAGAAUAAAAAUACCUCUGCUUAUGGACAUGUCACACCUGCAUCUGGCUCUCGGUGGCGCCGCGUGCCUGUGGAGUAUGCCUCAACAUCAGAGGACGAGUACGGCUCAAACCGCCACAUAUCCAAACAGAGCCACACACGGCCGUUCCCUUCCACUCGGGUAGCUCAGCUUGGAGGUUCAGCCCCAGCAUCUCCUAGUCCCACAGGUCUGACUCCCCUGAAGCAGCACUCCAGGGAACAGGACGAGUACAUGAGAGACUGGACUGCACACAGCGAGGAAAUAGCCAGGAUAAGCCAAGACCUAGCCAAAGACCUAGCCAUGCUCGCCAGAGAAAUCCAUGAUGUGGCAGGAGAGAUCGACUCAGUCAGCCCUGCGGCCACUGAUCCUGGAGCUCUGAUGGAGGAGCGUGUAUUUGAAGACAGCCUGGAUGCAGGUGGUCCUACAGAGAACAGCAGCGUUACGGGAACAAAUGGGCGUUCUGUGGAGCUCCGACCCCGAGGCUCCGGUGGGCAGAGCUCCCGCUCCAUCCGCCGACAGACAUGGAAUAGAGAUGAUCUGGUGCUGGACAGUUUGCUGCUAGCAUCUGUGACUCAACUCUCCACGAGGAUACGUCAGUCGGUCGACAAAACAACCUGCAAAAUCAGGAUCCUCUUCAAGGAUAAAGAACGAAAAUGGGAAGAGAUUGAGAGCAAACUGCAGGCGGAGCACGACUCCUUGCUGCUCAAGAGCUCCAAUAAGGAGAUUUCAAGCAUCAUUCACGACCUGAAGAGAGUGGAGAGACAGCUGCUCGUUAUCGACAUGAUGGUGGACCCAGACGGCACCUUGGAUGCCCUGACCACCCUGGGCAUAACCAGCCCUUUGACCGACCAGAAGAUGAACCCUGGGACUCAGCAGGGGGCAUCAGUGUUGCACCCUGGAGCUGGAGCUCCUCCCGGCACAUUCCCUCCAUCCAGGCCUGAAGGACACGCCACUGAAUUCUGCGGACCUUCAGAGCAUGCAGAGCAGGACCCAGGAAACCAAAAGAGCUCUAGACCCUACAACUGAUUCACCAAGGACAUCAUUUCAAUGCAUCCUUUAUGUUGGACAUAUCCUGACACUCCUGGAAGCAGACGACAUUGUGAGGUUAGAAGGUUUUAGAGUAUUUGGUUUCAUACAAAGGAGGAGAGUGGUAGGAGGUUGAUGCCUGACUGCCCCAGCUGUCAGUCAAACUGACUCGUGAUGGGACUUUAAAAGUCCAAUGCUACCAAAUGGCAGUUUUCUUGGGACGUAAAAUAUACAAUAAAAACAUUACAGUAUUAAUUGGUGGGCUAAUGAAGAAGCUAUGACAUAAUAACCCAUCUGUGUUUUUGUGUUGCUGCUCAUUCCUAUUAUGCAUUAUUCUGCAUUAUGUUGAAAGAUGAGAGGGCGUAAGGUUAGUUCAGUCUUGCCAUUUAAUUACAAGCCUUCAGAUCUUUGUGUUCGCAUCAUAAGCUCGUUAGUCAGCUGACUUGAAGAGGCCGUUCACCCCAUGAUUUGGUGUGAGUUGCAGAGUUUUCGAGAUGUUGGCUGUAGAGAUGUCUGCCUUCUCUCGAACAUGAUGGUUCUAGAUGGCACUUGUGAUGCUUUAAGUGCCAAAAAGAAACCUUUGAAAAAAUCAACAGCAGCGUCUGUUUGGAAUUAUCAAUCCAAUCCACAGACGUUGUCUUGAGCAGGUUCGUGUAGGAACUAUUUGAUUCAUGUAUCACUGCGCAGAAGGAAGUGUGCAUCUUCUUAUGGAUGACAGACUAGCUAACCAAGCUAAAUAAACUAACUUGCGUUAUAGCUGACAAAGAUGCCAUUAAAGGUGCAUUAUGUAAGAACAGUCCACCUGACAAGUUCAUACUCUGAACAAAAUGAGGGAAACAUAUCACCAGAGUAACUGCUAGCUGCUGGUAACUGUAGCUGCUAUAAGCUAGGUAGCACAGUUAGCCAUGCAGUUAGUGGUCCAGGCUGGGAGCUCGGGGACCAGGGUAGUGUUGACGUUUACACUUCUAGCGCUGAUGUGUUAGACCAGGACGACUGAGGCUAGCUAGUUAGCAUGCUAACUUCAGUAGAUAUCAAUGUAAUACAAUACACAGACAAUAUGACGUCACAACUGUUUAUUUAUAAAAAAAAAUGUAUAAUUUUAGCACAUUUUUGAAUGUUUUCUAAAUGUUUUACAUAUUGCAUCAUUAAUGUUUUCAUCCUGCACUGUCAUGUGUACAAGCCCCUUGUCCAUGAGUAGCCGCACACUUCCCUCCCUGCCCAGUGAUAUGUUUGACUGGUGUAGUUCAAAUACAAAGAGUAAAGUUCCUACAUGAAACUGUUCACAACAAGGUCAGAUCACAGAUUAUUUUGACUAACCAGGUCAUGAUUUCUGGAAAGAGAAAUUGUUGUUGAGUUUUUCAGAUGUAUUUUUCUGAAGCUUUGAGCUCCUCAAGCCCAGUGCCACCUUAUUCCUUUAUAUUCAAGAGAAGGCCUACAUCUCUACAGGAGACACUUUCAAAAGCAACCCACAGCUAGAUAACCUAGAUGGAUAUAUUGCACUACAGGAAGGAGGAAAUAUGAUUGUUGUUACACCCCAAUUGAUUUUGGGGUGUAACAACCCUUUAAAUUUAAGAUAGAACCCCAAACCAGAAAGGUGCAAUGGUGUCAAAUGGAAACAGACGUAUAUGUGAAAAGUGUUCUUCUAUCCUGCCAUAGAAUUAUUUAUGAAAAUAAAUAUGUUGUUGGCCUGUUGCAGUUGCAAUUCCCGAGCCUGUCUCAGUAAUGAUUUUCCAUCAGAAAAGGCUAUGUAGCUUAUUUGCUGGGAAAAGAACUGGGUAUGUACAGUAUGUACCGGUGUAAAUGUCUAUUAUAUUUAAAUCAAAACUCCCUUCCAUGCCUUUUUUCUUGUGGCGAUGUCAUUUGAAACCAGUGUAUCAAAGAUAGACCAUGUGUGUCGAUAGAAACUAUGAAAUCAAAUGUAGCUCCCAGAAAGAUUUUUUCCUAUUCCAAAUGUAUUUUGUCACAAGUGCCCUGGAUCAAACAAUCAUUACAGUCGGAGAUAAGAGAUGCUAACUUGUACAAAGUGUGGUGAGGCGGAAGUGAAAUAAUUUUUUUUUUUUUGCACAUUACAAAGCUGAAACAUGUUGAUAUUCAUCUCUGAGGGACCAGGACAGGAUGUUGCCCCCCGUGACACUCCUGUAUCAUGUUAGUGUCCUCGACCAAAAACAAAGCAAGGUGAGAGCCAGCUGUAGAUGGGCGCUUUGUCCAAUGAUUUUUCUGAUCACAAACAAAAAUGUUGUGUUUGAACCAGCAUAGACAGGGGCUACCUCUGAGUCCUGCAGCUGCAUUUCAUUGUUAACGAUGCAAAGGAAGGAUGGACACUGUAAUGACCGUGGGUUUUCCAAUGUCUCGCCUCAUACCAAUGUUUACACAUGAAUGUAUCCUGAUCAGAACUGUUGACAAAUUUUAGCCAAAACAACUUUAUUAUAGAUUAAUAAUUGCAUUUUGUCUUUAAUUCUGUUUGAGCAUUUGGAGAUUUUUUUUGUUUGGAUGUUUUGUAUGAAGUUUUUCUUUUUUUCUUUCUUUGUAACGAUGUUAGGUUAAAUGUUGACCUUGCAAUACCUGUGUAUUGUUUGUCUCAUUUCCAAUAAAAUGCAUGAUAAUCAUGACCUUA